This is a messenger RNA of Tigriopus californicus, 1563 nucleotides long. RefSeq lists its product as uncharacterized. The coding region runs from base 319 to 1479 and encodes 386 amino acids. The record is from RefSeq and is a predicted model, not a curated record. The transcript has 2 exons. Lineage: Eukaryota; Metazoa; Arthropoda; Copepoda; Harpacticoida; Harpacticidae.
UGGCCGAUAGUUGAGAACCUUGAAAACAUAAUUGGCGCAUCAUAUAGAAUUAUGUCAUAUAUUGAGGAUAUAUGUAAACAUGCAGUAAGUUAUGCCAUCCUGAACAGCCAAAUUGUCAAUGGUCUAUUUUUAUCUCCUUUUUCUCUCCACUCAUUUGGCAGCACUGAUUGAGCAACAUAACAAUUCCAUUCUUGGCCACCAAGCAAGUUAUCCCUCAUUAAAAAGGAACCAAACCAAGGUAGUCCCGGAGUCCCAAAGUGGUUCCAGCCUUCAAUUGGGUGAUAUUCUUGCCGUGCGGGUUUCCUGGACCGUGGCACGAUGGCCGUGGCCAACGUCGAACACAAAUAUCUGUUCAAGAAUCACGGCGUGGUCAAGGAGAUCCUGUUCCCCAACAAGGCCAUCCUGACUUUCAAGCUGGCCGGACAAGAAGAAAAGGCCAUUCUUCUGGCCAAAAACCUGACCCUCGACGGCCACACAUGGGAGGACAUUCCCAGCCAGCCCCAAAUCCUGAGCGACGUGCUCAAAACCGGCGAUGAGCUCGAAUUCGAUUGCCACAUCUACGACAAAGGCGGCGGCUUGGGCUCGGGCAAAGACAAAUGCAACUACUUCGCCAUGAAGGCCUGGCGAACCACUCAGGAUGGGGCCUCGGGUGGCACGGCCACACCCACCGCCCAACCCGUCCCAUUGAAUCCUCAUCUGAUCACGGGCACGGGCUGGAUAUCGGAAUUGACGCCCCGGAAAGGCGUGCUGACCUUUGAACGCGUCCAGGGCGGCGAUGAACGGGUGCUCUUUCUGGCUUCCAAAGUCUAUUUCUUCGAGAAACGCCUGGGAGCCAAGCAAUCUUUAUUUGACCUGUGUACCGAGGGGGACAACCUCCAAUUCGAGGCUGUACCUUCAGAAAACGUGGAUACCUCCACGCUAUUUUGUGCCUGGUUCGCUACGUUAGUGUGGAAAGGCCGGAAACCCGCCCCUUCCACCCCGAGUGUCGAUGUUGGCAAACCCGGGGGCCUCAUUCCCGGCCAUCAACCGCGACGAUCUUCCUUGGGUUCGUCGGAGCAUUCCAUAGAGUUGACCACGCCCGUGCCAUCAGAUGAGGCCGUGCAUUUAGACUUUGUCAAUGGACGGGUGAGUGACACGCUCAUCAAGGGCGUGGGCCAGAUUGCCAAGAUCAUCAACGACAAAUCGGGCGUGAUUUGGUGGCUCAAGAACGGGAGCUGCAUUCAGAGCGUGUGGUUCGAGGCCAAGCAGACAUUUUUGUACGGAUCCAAUUUGGCGGAUAAGAGCUUACAGCAGGUGUUCAAAGCAGAUGAUCCGGUGUUGAUCUUGGCCGAGUUGGCGCCCUCCAAUUUUCCCACCAAAUGGUUGGCCAAACAAGUGAUUGUGAAUGACUACAGUACCUCUAUCGUGGACCGGAUAAUGAAGAGCUUUUCACCCGUUGAUGCUUCAACGAAUCAGCCCGACGAAUCGAUGGAUCAUUGAGGGGCAGAUAGUCAUCAAAUCAACCGGCAUUAAUAUUUCAAUCUUCUGCGAUUCUAAUUACAAAACACUUGUUCAUUUCCAUGA